CCAUUAAUUAGAGCAACGAAAACAAAGAAAACUGCUCUUGGAAACGUGCCAAUUCGUCGGGAUUUCACUUUACGCCCUCGUAAUAUCAUAGGCCACUCAUGGCAGUUUCGGAGAAUCCCAACGUCUGGGAAACCACAGACUAAUUGGGGGGAGAAAUGGUUUUGCGUUAUAUUCGCGAAACACAACAUUUAUAAAUAAAAUUCCCAUUCACCGUCACCUCAGACCUUGACUUCGCUGCUCCGCAAGCUGACCGUAUCAGACUGCCACUAGUGUUUGUGUAUGUGUGUGUGUGGUUAUUUGCCACCGGUUUUAAAUAACUAGCUGUAACAUUUCAACUCAGUUGUUGUGUUCGAUCUGUGUGAAUUGUGGUGAAGAUCCAUCAUGUCUGUGAGCCACUCUGAAGUGAAUAACCAUCAUGGCAACGAGAACGUGCCUUUGUUGGAGGUUGGAACCAACGGCAGCAUCAGCAAACCCCCCAUAGCAACGAUUGAAACCUUGGAAGACGACGACGAUAGAGAAACAGUGACCAAACCCUAUCCAGGUGUUGACGAUGGCUUCUUCAAUCCCAAUUCCAACCACCCGGACAUUGAACCCAACAUACCGGUGUUAUCAAAUCGGGCCGGAGAAGCAGAUGAAAGCGAUGGCAAAUCAGUUGGUGUGGGCACUGGUACCGUAGUACCCAUCCACCCCGACACCCGACAUCACUUCCCCUAUGCUCCGGGCUACGGACCGGACUUUGAAGGUACCUUCACCGAUUUGGAAUCCAUUCCUGACGUCAACGUGUACCAACACAAGAAGACGCUGGCUCAGGGGAUGAUGGAUCUGGCCCUGUUUUCGGCGAACGCCAACCAGUUGAGAUAUGUCCUGGAAACUUACAACAGGCAUCCUUAUUAUUAUCCCAGUGUCAUCUUAAUAACCAUCAGCUUAUUGUUACAGGUUGCCGUUGGGAUAGGUUUAAUAUGGAAUGCCACGUACAACGUUAAAGAUAAAAAAGAGAUUUGUAUAGCGAAUAAAAUCAACAACUUUACCAUAAUUGGAAUUUUCCUGGUAACUGUAGUGAAUGUAUUUAUAUCUGCGUUUGGCGUUGCGGAUCCAGUGGUGCAGUUACAGACUUAAAAUGUGCUUUAAAUGUGUUUGACUUAUUAAUUAAGGAUGGUUAAUUAGUAUUGUUUGAGGUCUAGCUUUAGGAAGAACUGAUUUUGUAAUAUUUUGUUAUUAUUCUGUUAGACAGAAUAUGUAUUUGUGAUCUCGAUUUUGUACAUUACAUAAAUUAUAUUUAUAUAAACUUAAUAA
Messenger RNA from Aethina tumida (small hive beetle), 1293 nucleotides. RefSeq names its product ninjurin-A. Gene Ontology annotation, cellular component: membrane. The coding region runs from base 382 to 1116 and encodes 244 amino acids. Gene Ontology annotation, biological process: tissue regeneration; cell adhesion. Lineage: Eukaryota; Metazoa; Arthropoda; Insecta; Coleoptera; Nitidulidae. The record is from RefSeq and is a predicted model, not a curated record. The transcript is spliced from 2 exons.